AGAGGCGGGGCCGGGCUCCAUCUCUGCACUCUGGCCCUCCGAAGCUGGCAGGUCCGCCGGCACACACUAAGUGCGCCCAGAAUGCGGGGUGGCCAGGGGCAUAAAUGUGGAAUGAAUGAGGAUGGAAUGAAUGAACGGGUGGACGCAGGAAUGAAGGUGGGAUGGAAGCGUGAAGUGGGAGGCGAGAAGGAACGAGCGUCUCCCUCCGCCCUGCGGGUCUCGGGGCUGGAAAACACGGAGCGGAGACCUGCUGGGGGCUCCCACCCCGCCCUGCCUCUCCCACCGGCCCCCGUCCCCGCAGCGCGCAGCCCGGCGGGGCCCGCGGCGAGCCACAGCCCGCGCAGUAGCCCGGGCUGGCGCUCAGACCCUCGAGCCGAGGCAACGCAGCCUAGGGAGGGGCUGCCCCGGCCCCCUCCCGCAGCCCCGAACCCCAGAGGUCUGGUCUUCCCCGCAGGAAGGUGAAGCUCCCGGUGCCAGGUCCGGGCACCAGCAGCGGAGAACGCCCGGGUCCCGGAGUCAACAGAGGUCUCCGGUGAUCCGCAACCCUCCGGCACCCGGCGGGGGUCUUCCCAGGCCAGCCGGGUGAAGGAGGGGCUGAGUGCGGGAGGAGAGAGAGGCGGGGAGCCGGGCUGGCUGGAUUUAUGAAUGGAGAGCGGCCAGCGCGCCAGAACAGCGGCUCCUGGCGGCCGUCGGGGAGCGUCGCGGCCCCGGGGACCCAAAGGGGACCCCGCAGGGGGCCUGGACGCCCCCAUUGCUCCCAAGAGGUCGUCAGUCCCUCCCCGAACCACCCCCACUGUGUGGGGUGUGUGUGUGUGUGUGUGUGUGUGUGUGUGUGUGUGUGUGCUCGCGCGCUCGCGCGCGCGGGUGCCCACCGGAGGGUCUGGCAAGUCUGGCGGGUGGGGUUUGGGUCUCUAACACCUCCAUUGACCCUGUUUCCCAACCCAAAAUUAAAGCCUGUGAACUGGCUCAAGAAACAUUUGAAAUCGGGAUGGCUUUUCCACCUAAAUCUAUGGUGUUUGGUGGGUUCGGACAGACCUGGCUUAGGAGCUUUGUGACCUUGAGCAAGGGACUCAAUCUCUCUGAGCUUCCCUCUCAUCUGCAAAGCAGCGUACUCUACUAAGAGUAGCUGGAAACAUCCCCCAAACCACCUUCUCGUGCCAGGUUCUUGGUGAGGCAUUUGGCAUGCAUCAGAGCUCAUUACUCCUCAUCUCGGCCCUGUAAGGUAGGUAGGGUUAUCACCCCAUUAGAUCAAUGGGGAAACCGAGGCUGAAAGAGGCCAGGUAAGUUACCUAAGGCAACUGAUGUGGAAUUGGGAUGCAACCGAGGUCUGUCUUCCUCCAUCAAUUUCAUGACUGUGAGAAUUAAGAGGAAACUUACAUGCAAAGUACCUGCCACACUCCCUAAUGUUUCCUUCCUUCCCUCUUUCCCCACUCCUUUCUUUCCUUCCUCCCUUCAGGAAGUUUGGGGGCUGAGACCCCAAAACACCCGGGUGCAAGCUUCCAGAUACUCUAAGGGGAGCAGUCUGAGGGCUGGCCCAGGGUUCCCUCCUCUCCCUCCACAGAGCCUAGGAUGCCCCUCUGCUGCGGCACCUCCUGAGCUCAUGGAGCCCUCAGCCACCCCAGGGACCCAGAUAGGGGUCCCCCCUGGCAGCAGGGAGCCAUCCCCUGUGCCUCCAGACUAUGAAGACGAGUUCCUCCGCUAUCUGUGGCACGAUUAUCUGUACCCAAAGCAGUACGAGUGGGUCCUCAUCGCAGCCUAUGUAGCUGUGUUCCUCGUGGCUCUGGUGGGCAACACGCUGGUCUGCCUGGCCGUGUGGCGAAACCACCAGAUGAGGACAGUCACCAACUACUUCAUCGUGAACCUGUCUCUGGCUGAUGUCCUGGUGACCGCCAUCUGCCUGCCGGCCAGCCUGCUAGUAGACAUCACUGAGUCCUGGCUCUUUGGCCAUGCCCUCUGCAAGGUCAUCCCCUAUCUACAGGCUGUGUCUGUGUCAGUGGCAGUGCUGACUCUCAGCUUCAUCGCCCUGGACCGCUGGUAUGCCAUCUGCCACCCACUAUUGUUCAAGAGCACAGCCCGGCGGGCCCGCGGCUCCAUCCUGGGCAUCUGGGCUGUGUCACUGGCUGUCAUGGUGCCCCAGGCUGCAGUCAUGGAAUGCAGCAGUGUGCUGCCUGAGCUAGCCAACCGAACACGGCUCUUCUCUGUCUGUGAUGAACACUGGGCAGAUGACCUCUAUCCCAAGAUCUACCACAGCUGCUUCUUUAUUGUCACCUACCUGGCCCCACUGGGCCUCAUGGCCACAGCCUAUUUCCAGAUAUUCCGCAAGCUCUGGGGCCGCCAGAUCCCUGGCACCACCUCAGCACUGGUGCGGAACUGGAAGCGGCCCUCAGACCAGCUGGGGGACCUGGGUGGAGAGCCCCAGCCCCGGGCCCGUGCCUUCCUGGCUGAAGUGAAGCAGAUGCGUGCGCGGAGGAAGACAGCCAAGAUGCUGAUGGUGGUACUGCUGGUCUUCGCCCUCUGCUACCUGCCCAUCAGUGUCCUCAAUGUCCUUAAGAGGGUGUUCGGGAUGUUCCGCCAAGCCAGCAACCGCGAAGCUGUCUACGCCUGCUUCACCUUCUCCCACUGGCUGGUGUACGCCAACAGCGCUGCCAACCCCAUCAUCUACAACUUCCUCAGCGGAUAAAAAGAGAAAGCCACAGACUUGGCCAGACACGCUCCGUCUGCCACCGAGAUGACUUUAAGGCUGCCAAACCCUGAGCCUUGUUGCCAGAGCAGGACGUGGAACACAGUCUCAAGUGCUACUCUGCUGAGGAACAGGGACAUCUGGCAGGGGCCAGCUCUGCUAUGCACACCACCAGGUCUGCUUAACUUGAUUAAUGGAGCUGCGGGCUCCCUCUGACCUCCCCUGUCAAGAAGGUAGGCAGAGCCUUGGUGCUGCCAGGGGCCCAGCUCAGGAGUGCUGAAGCACUGCUCUCUUAGGCACACCGCUUUACCCAGAGCAGGUGGAAUGUGUGGUCUAAGGACGACACCUGCUCUCCACAUGACUCACCAGCCCAGCCCUCUGUGGAUGGGGCAGAGCCCCAGCAGCUGCCAGGAGGAUGGGCUCUCCUGCCCAUUCCACACUCCCAGUGGCCUUAGGACCCAAAGCUGUUGGCACAGUGCAUAGGUAGGCUUGGAGGUGAGUGUGCAGGAUGAGGUGUGAGGGCUGGCCCCCAAACUCAGAACCAACCAUCAUGCUCACAAGAUCAAUGCAGGUCUUGGGCUCGUCAGCCUCAGCUGAGCACAAAGAUGAGAGACUGCAAUUGGCAGCAUCGGUUUCGGCAGACACUUGGUUCAGUGGGAACAAAGAAACAACAGGUGCUGCUUCCGACGGCUGCAGUUCUACCCCACGCUCUGCUGCCUGAACCCAGCACCAUGGAGGCCUCGGCCCUCCACUCUGGGGGACUUGAAUGAACUGAAGAAAACUCAGCGGAGGUGACCAGGAUGCUGAGCGGGGGGAGAUGCUCAGCAAGGGAAUGCUCAAGAGCCCACGGCUACCUGGCCUAGGGAAGGGAGGACUUGGGGACAAUGUGGCAUAUAGAGCAGGCUCCACUAUGAAGGGGGUUAGCAUGCAGAAAGGGUGACGUAUGUCCUGGGUGGCCCCCAGAGAAAACCACAGCCAAUGGUGGGGUUUUCAAGAUGGCAGGAUUUAGAAUCCACAUCAGGAAGAUGUUUCUGCCAGUCAUGGAGGAAACGGGUUGCCUGGAAAGGCACUGAGUUCUUUGCCACUGGAGGUUGGAAGCAGACGCCAGACUCACAGGGAGGGGGUCUGAAGGGGAUUUUAGCUCUGGAUGGGGGCUAGCCUCUGGGAACUGGAUUCCAUCUAAUGCUGGGAUUCUAGCACUACAGCAGCCCAGAGGAGAAUGCAGCUGACCUGGCUGAGCCCGACACACCUGCUGGGCCUCACUGACCUGCAAAACAGUCAGUUACUUCCAACUAUCCACUGCAGGGAGGAGAGCCCUGCGCAGGGCCUCAGAGCUCUUAUCUUUAUCUCAAAAAGCCAAAAGAUAAUCACCAUUACCCAGUAUAA
Molecule: messenger RNA, 4066 nt
Organism: Saimiri boliviensis boliviensis (Bolivian squirrel monkey)
Lineage: Eukaryota; Metazoa; Chordata; Mammalia; Primates; Cebidae
Gene: HCRTR1
Product: hypocretin receptor 1
Biological process (GO): feeding behavior; G protein-coupled receptor signaling pathway
Cellular component (GO): plasma membrane
Molecular function (GO): orexin receptor activity
Source: RefSeq, a predicted model, not a curated record